AUGUCCGUUCAUUUCAAAACUAUAUUUAUUCUAAUAUUAAUUAAUAAAUGUUUGGCUAGUGAUUGGGAUUAUUUAGAGCAUGGACCUGAUGUUUGGAGUGAACACUACCCAACAUGCGGUGGAGAACGUCAAUCGCCAAUAAAUAUAAAAACAGCAUGCACAAUCUAUCAACCUUUAGAUCAAUUUAUUUUAACACCUGAUCAUGUUACAGAAAAUAAUUUUAUCGCAAAAUAUAAUGGACAUACUAUAUCGUCAGAAACAAAUAAUAAAAAUUUAGCUCUUCAAGGAGGAAAUUUAACUGGAACAUUUUAUUUUGAUAGUUUUCAUUUACAUUGGGGACCAAAUCAUAAUGUAGGAAGUGAACAUCAAAUGAAUGGACUUAAAUCUGCUGGUGAAAGUCAUUUUGUUUAUCGGAAUGCACUAACUAAUGAAAGAGCUGUUUUAAGUUUUCUUAUGGAAACUCGGCUGACUAAAAGCUUCCGAUCAAAUAAUAAAAAUGAUUUUUAUGAUACUAAAAGUGAAAGUGAAUGGAAGAAAUUUUUUGAUGUUGCACAAAAAUUAACACAUGAAAAUGAUUCAGCAAGCAUUGAUUUAUCAUUAAAUUCUUUAAUGGGAAAUAACCGAAAUGAAUAUUGGAGAUAUGCAGGAUCAUUAACAACACCACCUUGUACGGAAAAUGUUAUUUGGACUAUUUUUAAAGAACCUAUUGUAUUAUUAGACUAUGAAUUUAAUUCAUUUCGUCAUGAAUUAUUUUUUGAAAGUUUUCGUGGUCCACAACCAUUAUAUUAUAGACAAGUUUAUAGAACUUUUCGUGAUGAAAUUCAAUCAAAAAUUCCUGAUGAAAACUGUUGUAUUUCAGCAAAAUCGAUGGGAAAAUCAAUGAUUUUUAAUAAUAAGAUUAAUUCGAUUUAUUUCUUUGCUGCUUUUUUAAUAUUAUCAACAAUUUUUUGA
Adineta steineri is the source of this 951-nucleotide messenger RNA. NCBI's taxonomy places the organism in Eukaryota, Metazoa, Rotifera, Eurotatoria, Adinetida, Adinetidae. The record is from the annotation of a GenBank genome assembly.